Priapulus caudatus is the source of this 2145-nucleotide messenger RNA. RefSeq names its product protein FAM227A-like. The record is from RefSeq and is a predicted model, not a curated record. The transcript is spliced from 15 exons. Bases 158 to 1981 code for a protein of 607 amino acids. Lineage: Eukaryota; Metazoa; Priapulida; Priapulimorpha; Priapulimorphida; Priapulidae.
UAUUACAGAGGGUCUAUUAACCUGUAUAGCUUCCCAUUAAGCAGAUAUAAAUCAGUGAGAUCGACGAGUUAAGGCCUACUUUCUCCGGAAUAGAGUAUAUUUAUUCUAUAUAGAUUGCUUAUUUUAUUGUUAUCAGCUCUGUAACACAGUACAGUAUAUGAUUAUGAGUAUUCAACAUCAUCGCGGCAAGUCACGGCCACGGCGAGGUCACCACACUGGGCAUUCUGGCAUGAUCAUCUCUGCCGGUAUGGAAGAAAUAAAUAGGGUCGUAACUCCCAUUCAAGCACAUAAUCCGCACGAUACAAAUAGGAAACACGCCAAAGACGUUUCUUCCACGGACACGCUAUUCAUUCUCGGGUGCGUUGACCGAAUCGGUGAAGUAAUAGGAGAUGAAGGUCAUCCAUUAUAUGGCCCACAGGCAAAAAGGUCAUCAUGCUUGAUCAUCAAGGGUGCUAAUCAUGCUGAGCACGAUGGUGCCUCCUUAUCACCCAGAUGUUUGCUGCAGAGGAACUGUGACACGAAUAACCAGGGGCAGUUUGCUGGUGUCUCUGCAGCUGACACACCUGUAUUUACAGCCUUUUCUACAAAGGACGAGAAGGAAAAGGCACUAAACCAGCAACAACAUAGUACCUCAUAUAGACCGAAAACAGUUCUGCCAAGGUUUAUUGAGCUGUACCAAUACCCAGGUUUUAAGGCGGUCGAAAUAACACCUCUGCCAGAGGGUGCUAACAUCGAUGUGGUCAUUUUGCGUGUAGUCAAUGCCCAAUCACGAUUACACUGGAAGGCAGCAUUAAGGGCUGAAUUUUUCAAGAUUAUUUCGAGAAAUGUGUCAAAAGCACUCCUGCUGGACACAUUUUGGUGGGCAUAUCUAGACAAGUUCCAGCCACACAAAUCAACCCAGCAGAAAUUGUUUGAUCGAAUAUCCAAAAACUACGUGAGGCUGAUUCUAGAAGAUAGGUUCAAAUACAGAGAUUUUUUUAUGAAGGAAUAUCCUGACAUUCUCGCCCAACUUGUCUUUGCUGCAUUGUGCGAGUCCUUUCCCCAUUCUCUGUCUCAGUUUGGAGAGGAACUCAUGGCAAACCUUCUCAACCUAACCAUGCUAUGGAUGACAGGGACGAAACCUGCACCACAGCACUACCAAAAGUGGAACACAGCAGUCCUGCAGCCUUGUCGGCAAUUAGAAACAGAAUGUAAUACAGGGAGUAGACGAAACAGUAAAAGAGUAUCAGCUGUCAGCUUUCCUAGCCCUAGUGUUGCUGCAGUGGAAACAGUUGUCAAGGAGACAAAGGCGGUUGCCAGGCGACAGAGCCUGACCCCAAGCAAUCCAGUGAUCAGCGUGCUGGAAAAGUGUCAGGAUGAUGCCGCUCGUGGGACUGAGGAAGGAAAACACAAUAAGACUACAGAUCCUAAGAAAACCAGAUCACCAUCUUUCUCCAGCUGCUCACAGAAAACUUUGUAUGACAAAAGUGAGAGUGAGGGCAAGAUAAGAUCAGCAGCCACAACAGCUGGUGAUCACAAGUCCUCUAGCCUGCCCAUCAUCGACUUCAAUGCGAAGAGACUUGUUCGGGAGUCUCAGCCAGCUGGAAGAAGUGAGGAAUUUUCAAGAUCAGUGUUUAACAUUCAUGGUCAGAGCCCUCUGGUGAGGCAUUAUUUGUCUACCAGGAAUCUUGACAAUAGUGGUUCCAUCUCUGUUCUAGUACGGCGGACAGAAAUUGAAAAACCACCUCCACCGGACUGCAAGACAUAUAGAGAUAUUAUUAAAGAAAGCCUACAGUUGAGUAAGGAUGUGACAAUUGGCCACAAAAGGGCCCUGGAGGGUGGCAUGCAGAGCAAGUUGCACAUAGAGCAGCAUUAUCAGGAAGAGAUGAAGAGUCUACUCAGCCUACACAAGCAGCUGCUAGCCAAUCCAAGAUGUGUUAAGAAAAUGAGUGACCAGAUCAUAAUGAACUUAAAAGUAAGUGACUGCAUGUACACUGUAUAGUCUUCAUUUGUGUUUAGCUUGUUUAGAGUAUUCUGAUGGAGCUUAUAAAAUGAACCCUAUAGUUUUGUUGUUUGUGCAUGUAAUGUAGGCAUAAGUAUAAAUGCUGGAUCAAGGCUAUGUAUAUAUACAUAUAUAUAUAUAAUAUGUAUAUAUACAUAUAUAUA